AUGGAAGAUAAACCGCUCCUUCAAAAACCUAAUUGCUCCUCUGAACUUCAAUGCGAAUGGCUUAAGUAUGAAUCUAAACUCCGAACUCUUGAUUCACUGAAGACAAAGCUGAUCAUAGAAGAUGAUUUCAAUUGGAAACUAAGCGGUGGAGGUGAAGAAGCAGAGGAAGAUUGCCGGGAAACAUUGAAAUAUGUGGGUGGAGUUGACUUGAGCUUCUCAAAGGAUGAUCCCUCAAUUGCAUGUGGUGCCCUUGUGGUGUUGGACCUCGACAACCUCAAUGUUGUCUAUGAGGAUUCCUUAAUUGUGAAGCUUGACGUGCCGUAUGUUCCUGGUUUCCUUGCUUUCAGAGAGGCUCCGGUACUUCUACAGCUAUUAGAGAAAAUGAAGAAGAGUGCACACCCAUUUUACCCUCAACUGUUGAUGGUUGAUGGGAACGGCUUACUUCACCCUCGAGGAGUUUUAAGUGAUAUUCCUUCGAUUGGGAUAGGAAAAAAUCUGCAUCAUGUUGAUGGUCUUACUACUGAAAAAGUAAGACAUCUACUCGAAGCUCAAGGAACAUCAAAUAAAGAUAUUUUCACUUUAACUGGGGACUCCGGAAGCACUUUGGGAGUGGCAAUGAGAUCUCAAGGCACAUUGAAACCCAUUUUCGUUUCAGUCGGUCACCGUAUUUCACUUACUACUGCUAUCAACAUUGUGAAGAUGACUUGCAAAUACCGCAUCCCAGAACCCACAAGGCAGGCUGAUAUGAGAUCAAAGUUGACGCUCGGAAUCUGUUCUAAACUGCAGUAG
Messenger RNA from Oldenlandia corymbosa var. corymbosa, 789 nucleotides. The record is from the annotation of a GenBank genome assembly. Lineage: Eukaryota; Viridiplantae; Streptophyta; Magnoliopsida; Gentianales; Rubiaceae.